Malaclemys terrapin pileata is the source of this 1314-nucleotide messenger RNA. Its product is annotated as gamma-glutamyl hydrolase-like. NCBI's taxonomy places the organism in Eukaryota, Metazoa, Chordata, Testudines, Emydidae. Gene Ontology annotation, biological process: tetrahydrofolylpolyglutamate metabolic process. Bases 210 to 1181 code for a protein of 323 amino acids. Gene Ontology annotation, cellular component: vacuole. Gene Ontology annotation, molecular function: gamma-glutamyl-peptidase activity. The record is from RefSeq and is a predicted model, not a curated record. The transcript is spliced from 10 exons.
GUACUGAUGGGGCCGCGUUUGAUAUGUCCCACGUGACCCUUACCUGCGACCAGCCAGCUGGGUUUAAGGAGGGGAAGCACUCCUGCCAGCCCAGCCACGGUCAGGGAGGGAGAGAAAAAAAACCACACACCCAAGCUGCAGCUCACUCUCAGGACACACACACCUGUAGAGCUCACAGAGGACAAGAACUGGGCUGUGAGUGAGGGACCAUGCUGAGUUACCCAUGGCUACAGUCCUCACUGGGCACCUUCCUUCUACUCCUGCUCUGCUGCGAUGCUCUGGCCUUGGUUGUGCUGCAGAACAAUCUGAGGAACAGCAAUGAGAGACCCAUCAUUGGGAUAUUGGCACAGGAAAGUCUCUCUAAAACAUUUCGUAAGUAUGGAAAAUCCUACAUUGCUGCUUCAUAUGUGAAGUUUAUAGAAUCUGCUGGUGCACGAGUUGUGCCAAUAAGACUAUAUCGUUCAGAAAAAGAGUAUGACAAAAUUUUCCAGGCUACUAAUGGGGUACUUUUCCCAGGAGGUGGUGUUAGUCUUAAGACUUCAGAAUAUGCUAGGGUUGCUAGGAUAUUUUACAAGAAGGCACUAAAGGCUAAUGAUAAAGGAGACUAUUUUCCUGUCUGGGGAACAUGUCUGGGACAUCAAGAGCUUACAUACCUCACCAGUGAGAAGAACUUACUGGUUAAAACAAAAACCGAGAAUAUUUCACUCCCACUGACGUUUACCACAGCUGCAAAAGACAGCAGGAUGUUCCAGAAUUUUCCAGAUGACUUGUUGCAAAAACUUGCCACUGAGCCUUUGACGGCACACUUUCACAAGUGGAGUCUCUCCAUGAAGAAUUUCAGAAAGAAUGAGAAACUACACAACUUCUAUAAGGUUCUGACAACUAACACAGAUGGAAAGAUAGAGUUUGCAUCCUCAAUGGAAGCAUAUAAAUACCCUAUUUAUGGUGUUCAGUGGCAUCCAGAAAAAAGUCCUUUUGAAUGGAAGAACGUCUCAGGCAUACCACAUUCCCCAUCAGCUGUGAAAGUAACAUAUUACAUAGCAGACUUCUUAGUUAAUGAAGCCCGGAAGAGCCUGCACCAUUUUCCCAGUAAGGAUGAAGAGACUGAAGCAUUGAUUUAUAAUUAUGUCCCUGUUUUUAGUAGUGCAUUUUCUAUAUUUCAGCAAAUCUAUUUUUUUUGAUUGAACAUCCAUUCCCUGGUGUCGGAUAGCUAUCUGUAAAUAGUUAUUUGUUGCAAGUUUUAUAAUUAAACUCAUGUUGUGCAUUGCAAGUGGCAGAACUCCAGAAUGCUUAACUUACUUUACAGUGAUUUAU